Molecule: messenger RNA, 723 nt
Organism: Lactuca sativa (garden lettuce)
Lineage: Eukaryota; Viridiplantae; Streptophyta; Magnoliopsida; Asterales; Asteraceae
Source: RefSeq, a predicted model, not a curated record
AUGAAGAGUGAACCUGUUGCUCAGAAGCCGAAACAGAAGGCGAAUAUUCACAAACAACCCAAACAGGUGAAAAAUCAAAAGCAACAGAGGAAUCUGAGGUAUAAGAAAAACCUCUCAGAGCGAAAACAAUUUUGGUGCUCUCAAAACCCUCACUACGCUCACUUUGAUGGAAACUCCAAGGCCAAAGAAGAAGAGAAACAGGAUAAAGGAAGCUUCAAUCAUUUGGACCGAAAGAACCAAAAGAACACGUCUGGAUCACAGAUAGAACAAGACCAAGAGGACAGGUUCGGUCCUGUAAGAAACAACAACCCAAAGUCUUGUUUCAGUCCUCCAAAUAACAGCAGACAAAAACCAGGGUUCAUUCCAUCUAACUUUUAUAGCAGGAAACCCAGUUUCGGUUCAGAGACCCACAACAACCGAAAAAUCGGUUUCGGUCCUUCUUCAAAAGAGAACCGAAGGUCAAGGUUCGGUCCCUCAAAUGAUUACAACAGAAAGGGUCAUUUCAAAUCUGAAGACAGGAGAGAUUCCAAUUCUAAUUCCUCUAAUUCUUCUCAUUCUCCUUCUUCUUCUAAAUCUAACUCUCGUCCUUCACCAUGCUCUCAAUUGUCAAAGGAUUUGAAAGGAAAGACUAAAAUUUCCUCAGCAAAAGAAGACCGAAAGCAAGCUAGCAACAAAACCCCUGAACCUAACUCCAAUAAAAUCAAAGUUAUAAGUGAUGAGUAG